Messenger RNA from Folsomia candida, 2016 nucleotides. Its product is annotated as AP-1 complex subunit beta-1-like. The record is from RefSeq and is a predicted model, not a curated record. Lineage: Eukaryota; Metazoa; Arthropoda; Collembola; Entomobryomorpha; Isotomidae. Gene Ontology annotation, cellular component: clathrin adaptor complex; membrane coat. Gene Ontology annotation, biological process: vesicle-mediated transport; intracellular protein transport.
AUUGCCAAAGUGACGGACGCGAACUACUUUACGACGACCAAGAAGGGGGAGAUUUUCGAGCUCAAGUCGGAGCUAAAUAGUGAUAAAAAGGAGAAGAAACGGGAAGCAGUUAAAAAGGUAAUUGCAUCCAUGAUGGUUGGAAAAGAUGUUUCUGCGUUUCCCGAUGUCGUCAACUGUAUGCAAAGAGAUAACCUCGAGUUGAAGAAAUUGGUGUACUUGUAUCUCAUGAAUUACGCCAAGAGUCAACCAGACAUGGCAAUUAUGGCUGUCAACACGUUUGUCAAGGAUUGUGAAGAUCCAAAUCCUUUAAUUCGAGCUCUGGCUGUUAGAACCAUGGGUUGCAUUCGGGUGGAUAAAAUUACCGAGUAUUUGUGUGAACCAUUGAGAAAAUGUUUGAAAGAUGAGGAUCCCAACGUUCGCAAGACAGCUGCCGUCUGCGUCGCCAAGUUGUAUGAAAUCAAUGCCCAACUUGUGGAGGAUCAAGGCUUUUUAGAACAGCUCAAAGAUUUGCUUAGCGAUUCGAAUCCAAUGGUGGUCGCAAAUGCAGUUGCAGAAUUAUCUGAAAUUAAUGAUUCUAGCCCCUCCGGGGUUCCACUGGUGGAAAUGAACGCUCCCACAAUCAACAAGCUCCUCACCGCCUUGAACGAGUGCACGGAAUGGGGUCAAAUUUUCAUUUUGGACUCGUUGUCAAACUACAAUUCAAAGGAUGAGCGAGAAGCACAGAGCAUCUGUGAACGAAUAACUCCACGACUGGCUCAUGCGAAUGCUGCGGUGGUGUUGUCUGCAGUUAAAGUGCUAAUGAAGUACAUGGAAAUGAUCAACGACACCGAGUUUGUGACCGUUCUUACCAGGAAACUUGCACCACCUUUGGUUACAUUGCUGUCUUCAGAACCAGAGGUGCAAUAUGUGGGUCUGAGAAACAUCAAUUUGAUUGUGCAAAAGCGACCCGACAUCUUGAAACAUGAAAUGAAAGUGUUCUUUGUCAAGUACAAUGAUCCCAUCUAAGUAAAAUUGGAAAAACUCAUCAUGAUCCGGCUCGCAUCUCAAGCAAACACUGCACAAGUUUUAUCCGAAUUGAAGGAAUAUUCGACCGAGGUGGACGUCGAUUUUGUGAGGAAGGCAGUCCGAGCAAUUGGACGCUGUGCUAUAAAAGUAGGACAAUCUGCUGAGCGAUGCGUUGCGACAUUACUGGAUUUGAUUCAAACAAAAGUGAACUAUGUGGUUCAAGAAGCUAUUGCGGUGCUCAAGAACAUAUUUCGAAAAUAUCCCAAUAAAUAUGAAAGCAUCAUCUCGACCUUAUGCGAAAAUCUCGACACUUUGGACGAACCCGAAGCUAGGGCUUCGAUGAUUUGGAUUAUUGGAGAGUAUGCCGAAAGAAUUGACAAUGCUGACGAAUUGUUGGAAAGUUUUCUUGAAGGAUUUGCUGAUGAAAACAGUCAAGUUCAACUUCAACUAUUGACUGCAAUUGUGAAUUUGUUUCUCAAGCGUCCAGCAGACACGCAAGAGUUAGUGCAGCAAGUCCUAUCUUUGGCAACACAGGUGGCAGUCAAGAACAAUGUCGACGUACUUUACUACGCGUCCUUAGUUCCCAUGCACGUGUACUUUGUCGAAGAUGGUCAAAUGGAUAAGAGAGCCUUUUUGCAAACAUGGAAAUACAUUCCAACCCAAAACGAAGUCCAGUACACGUUGACAAAUAUGUCUCAUAGUUCUGAUUCUGUCGUUCAAAAGAUGCAGCAAAACAACGUCUUCACAAUAGCAAAGAGAAACGUGGAAGGCCAAGACAUGUUUUACCAAUCAUUGAAACUCACUAAUGGACUUUGGGUGCUUGUGGAAAUUAAAAUCCCACCCGGUGGAAGUGUCUACACUCUAAGCAUUAAAUCCGUCACCGUUGACGUGGCAGCCGGUGUCUACCAAGCUUACGAGAACAUUCUCCGGUCAUAAUUCCGACCUGUGCCGACAACGUUCCCAUCAUGAAUUUACUAGAUUAUUAGUUUAACCUAGAUUUAAAUAUAUAUC